CCUCCCAGCCGCGCUCCGCGGCGUCGCUCGCUCCCGGCCCAGCGCGCCCAGCCCGCGCCGCCGCCGCCCGGUCCGCCGCGCUCGCAGAGGCCGCCAUGGGCACCGCGCGCUGGCUCGUGCUGGGCAGCCUCCUCGCCCUGGCCGGGCUGCUGGAAGGCCGGCUCGUGGGCGAGGGGGAAGCCGGCUUCGGCGAGUGUGACAAGUUCUUCUACGCCGAGACCCCGCCUGCGGGGCUGGCGGCCGAUUCCCACGUGAAGAUCUGUCAGCGCUCCGAGGGCGCCGAGCGCUUCGCCACCCUGUACAGCACCCGGGACCGCAUCCCCGUGUACUCCGCGUUCCGCGCGGCUCGCCCCGCGCCCGGCGCCGCGGAGCAGCGCUGGCUGGUGGAGCCGCAGAUCGAUGACCCCAAAAGCACCUUUGAGGAGGUGGCUAAUGAGACUGAGGCCGUCACCUCCGUGAACAGUCUGGGAAGCAAGCAAGCCUUGAACACAGAUUACCUUGACUCUGAUUACCAAAGAGGACAGCUGUACCCGUUCCCCCUUAGCGGUGAUUUCCAGAUGGCUACAUUCGCUCUCACAAAUUCAGCUCCGAUGACCCAGUCCUUCCAGGACCGGUGGUACAUGAAUCUUGACAGCCUAAUGGACCGGGCCUUGACCCCGCAGUGUGGCAAUGGGGAAGACCUAUAUAUCAUCACAGGUGCCGUACCCUCAGACCACAAAGUCAAAGACAGAGUGACAGUCCCUGAGUUUGUGUGGCUGGCAGCCUGUUGUGCUGUCCCUGGAGGAGGCUGGGCCAUGGGCUUUGUCAAGCAUACCCGGGACAGUGACAUCGUAGAAGACGUGAUGGUGAAAGAUCUUGAGAAACUGCUUCCAUUUAACCUUCAGCUGUUCCGGAAUAACUGUGACGAAACUGAGCAAGACACAGAGAAAAUGAAAAAGAUCCUGGAAAUGGUUAACCAAGUCCAGGAUGAGGAGCGAAGGGUGCGGUCUCAAGAGCGCUCUAGUCCCCUCUCCAGCACCAGGAGCAAGAGGUCUGUUCUGUUGCCUCCAGAGGCGUCUGAGGGAAGCAGCAGCUUUUUGGGAAACCUCAUGGGCUUCAUUGCUACCCCAUUCAGCAAGCUUUUCCAGUUAAUUUAUUACCUUGUGGUCACAGUCCUGAAGUACAGUGUCUACUUCCUGUGGUUUGUUACCAAGCAGGUGAUCAGCAGCAUAGAAAGUUGCCUUUACCGCCUGGGCUCAGCCGCCAUCUCAUACUUCAUGGCCAUUGGGGAAGAGUUGGUGAGCAUACCCUGGAAGGUGCUCAAGGUCAUAGCCAAGGUCAUCAGGGCUGUUCUCCGGAUCCUUUGUUGUCUGCUGAAGGCCAUUUGCCGCAUUCUGGGCAUCCCUGUCCGAGUCCUCGUGGAUGUGGCCACUUUCCCCGUGUACACCUUGGGUGCUGUUCCAAUUGUGUGCAAGGACAUUGCAGUGGGCCUUGGUGGCACCAUGUCUCUGCUCUUUGACACUCUUUUUGGCACCAUGGGUGGCCUAUUUCAGGUGGUUUUUAGUAUCUGCAAGCGGUUUGGCUAUAAGGCUACUUUUGACAAUUCUGGGGAGUUGUAGGACUCUAAAAGCUAAUUGUGUCCAGUCACAGUGAAUUUGAAAGCUAGAGUAUUUUGUCUUUAUGAUGGGUUUCUGUUCAUUGUCAGUUGUCAUUAUAUUUUGGCCUUUGGUGGGGGUGUUUGCUUGUUUUUGCAAAGGAAGGUGGCGCAAUGUAGACUUGACACAAGAGAAAUGCUCAGGGUGAGAUUAAGUGUACUGAGGUGCUGUGUACCUCCAGUCCUGUGUGCACACCUGCAAGCCACGAAUACCUUCAGUUAUUCACUCUGACACAGAUGACCACCUGAUAUGCUCUGGUAUUCAUUUGUGAUGAUUAAAAAUUAUAGGGGAGGGAAGAAUUAGAAAGAAGAUGACUUUUAACCAAAGGGUUUCUGAGAAAAGGAGAAUGGAAUCUUGUUCCUCGUAUUACUCUUUGAGACUUCAGGCAAAACAGAUAAAAA
This is a messenger RNA of Propithecus coquereli (Coquerel's sifaka), 2035 nucleotides long. RefSeq names its product endonuclease domain containing 1 (gene ENDOD1). The record is from RefSeq and is a predicted model, not a curated record. Lineage: Eukaryota; Metazoa; Chordata; Mammalia; Primates; Indriidae. Gene Ontology annotation, molecular function: hydrolase activity; metal ion binding; nucleic acid binding. The transcript is spliced from 2 exons. The coding region runs from base 96 to 1598 and encodes 500 amino acids.